Molecule: messenger RNA, 321 nt
Organism: Cladocopium goreaui
Lineage: Eukaryota; Dinophyceae; Suessiales; Symbiodiniaceae
Source: the annotation of a GenBank genome assembly
GCUUCCCAAGGCUCCCUGAUGCAUCCUGGAACGGGGUCUGUGCAGGUCCCACAGCCCAUGCUCCACCAUGGGACUUCACCUCGGAGGUCUCCCUCGUUGCCGCAACCCAUCUCCCCACAGUCCAUGUCGGGCCCCGUGGUCAUCCCAGGACAGUACCAUCAGGUUCCCAACACGGUGAGGACCCAUUUGUCCGCCAUGCCAGCGGUCCCAGCGGUCCCUGCGGUCCCUGCGGUCCCGCCGCAAGUGGCUGCGACGAUGCAAGCGCCUCCUCACCUCUCAGCUCUGGUUCCUGCGGGAGCAGCGCAGAUUGCAGCGCCGCCG